GCAAAGCGCUAAAACCCCUCCUCCAUCUCCCACUAGUCACCAGCAAAAAAGAACACGUUGCCACUGUAAUACCCUGCACGAAGACACAGCACAGCUUCCUCUCAGUUCAAGUUCCUCUCAACACAUCCUCUUUGGUUCUGCUUAAAAUCUCCACUUUGAAGAAAAGAUGGUGAGCAAAAGACAGAAACUAGCACGAAAGAGAUUCAAAGGGGAACAUCCUGAGUUGUUUCCAAAACCAGAACCAACACUACUCAAGGAUCCCAACAAGAAGAAGAAGAAAAAGAGCUUGCUCAAGAGAAAAAAGUCGGACCCAAAUGAGCCUUAUAAAAAAGGGUUUAGACGACACCCACUUAGAGUUCCUGGUAUGAAGCCUGGUGAUAGUUGUUUUAUUUGUAAAGCUAAAGACCAUAUUGCCAAACUUUGCCCUCAAAAAUCUGAGUGGGAAAGGAAUAAGAUAUGUUUGCUUUGUCGGCACCGUGGGCAUAGCCUCAAGCGUUGUCCUAACAAGAAUGACGAGACCAUGGACCAGAAAUUGUGUUACAAUUGUGGGGAAAAAGGGCAUUCGCUUUCUCAAUGUCCUCAGCCAAGAGAAGAUGGGGGAACAAAGUUUGCCAAUUGCUUUAUUUGUAAUGAACGUGGACAUUUGAGCAAGGACUGCCCUAAAAAUACUCGUGGUAUAUACCCGAAGGGUGGUUGCUGUAAAGUAUGUGGUGGUAUAACACAUUUGGCUAGAGAUUGUCCUGAUAAGGGUUUGAGAGGUUCUGCAGCCACUGGCAAAGAAGCUACUGGAAGGGAAGUAAGGCCUCCCGGGCGGGUGACUAAGUUUGUAAGUGGAGAUGAGCUUGAUGAUGAUUUUAUGACAGGAAACAUGUAUAGCAUUCCAGCAGACAAGUCAUCUGAUUCAAAAAUCGAUCCUUCUGUUUCAAAAGAUGUUCAUGUAAAAUCAAAAAAGAAACAAGGUCCUAAAGUAGUGAACUUUGUAGGGGCGAACGCGGCGUCUGGAAUGGCUGUUGAUGAUGAAUGUAAGCUGAAGUUCUUGGAACUAAAGGCAAAGAGGAACUACCGAUUCAUCAUUUUCAAGAUUGAGUCUCAGCAGGUGGUGGUAGAGAAACUUGGGAGCCCUGAAGAAACUUACGAGGAAUUCGCUGCAUCUCUACCUGCUGAUGAGUGUCGCUAUGCUGUCUUUGACUAUGAUUUCACAACUAAUGAGAAUUGCCAGAAAAGUAAAAUCUUCUUCAUUGCAUGGUCACCUGAUACAUCAAGGAUCAGAAGUAAGAUGGUCUAUGCAAGCACCAAAGACAGAUUCAAGAGGGAACUAGAUGGCAUUCAAGUGGAGUUGCAAGCAACAGAUCCUAGCGAAAUGAGCUUUGACAUUAUUAAGUCUCGAGCUCUUUAGACAUUGUUGUUUCUCUUCCUUCAACUGCCAGUCUUUCUUGACGAAUUUCAUUUCGCCGGUGUUGUUUAUUAAUUUACUUUUUUAUGUUUAUUCUUCUAACUUAAUCCUAAUUUUUGUUGUAUGGAUUUAUGUUAACCUUGUUUGAUAUAAUAUUAUGCAUUAUUUCUUCA
Molecule: messenger RNA, 1566 nt
Organism: Populus nigra (black poplar)
Lineage: Eukaryota; Viridiplantae; Streptophyta; Magnoliopsida; Malpighiales; Salicaceae
Exons: 7
Coding region: 167-1396 (409 amino acids)
Biological process (GO): actin filament depolymerization
Cellular component (GO): actin cytoskeleton
Molecular function (GO): nucleic acid binding; zinc ion binding; actin binding
Source: RefSeq, a predicted model, not a curated record